Molecule: messenger RNA, 2257 nt
Organism: Erythranthe guttata (spotted monkey flower)
Lineage: Eukaryota; Viridiplantae; Streptophyta; Magnoliopsida; Lamiales; Phrymaceae
Source: RefSeq, a predicted model, not a curated record
GUUCGUCACCAUAUGCCCGAAAUAUCGACUAGCGCACAUCUUGGUAGAUAUUCUAAUACAAGUGAAUAAUGGUGCUGGCUUUGAUGAAAUAGUGCCUAUGGAAGAGGCACAAUUAUUAGUCGAGUUGAAAAGGAUGGUGUUCAAAAGUUUAAGGUGUUUGAGAUUCUUGAUCGUGCUUGACGAUGUAUGGGAUAGAGAGCUCUGUUAUGAGUUGGCGAAGUUAUUCCCAAAUGACUAUACAGGAAGUCGAAUACUGCUGACAACAAGGCUAUACGAAGUAGCCGCAUGUGCUUACCCUCUGAAUACUUUCAGAGUACCCUUCCUUGAUAAGAAAGAAAGCUGGGAUCUUCUUCGUACGAAGGUGUUUGGUGAACAAGAGUCGUUAUCUUACAAACUUGAGAAAGCUGGAAAGAAGAUUGCCGAGAACUGUGAAGGUCUUCCUCUUACAAUCGUCACUGUUGCCAAUAUCCUGUCAGAAGCCAACAAAACAAUAGAGUACUGGAACGAGGUAGCUACUGACAAACAAAAUUCAGUAUACAAGGAUGCAUAUGAUCAAAUGUUGAAGGUACUAUAUCGAAGCUAUGACUAUUUACCCCAACAUUUAAAAGCAUGUUUUCUUUACAUUGGAGCUUUCCCGCAAAAUUAUUGGGUAUAUGGAUACCAUUUGACCAACUUGUGGAAUGCUGAAGGAUUUCUUAACUCAAAAUCAAUGCAUUACUCACACCCGCCCAUGAGUUCCACGAAUGGUACCCAUCCUUAUUUGUUUGAGCUUUCUUGCAAAAAUGUUACUAUGUACUACACAGACAUAAUCAAAUAUCAACUUCAUUCAUCCUUUUGGUACCUGUGUAACAAAGAAGCUGCCAAGAACAAGUUUUUCUAUGCCUUUAAUUGUCGUGCUGAUGCUUUAAUAGAAGAAGAUGUAAACUACCAGCGACGAUUGUGCACACGAAACAAUGUUCUACUUGCCAUCGAAGAUGUGCGCAACUCAAUCGCAUCUGCUUCAACGGUACGCUCUCUUCUAUGUAUCGGUCCACAUCAUCAUUAUCCAAUACCAGUGUGUUUGGAAAAUUUAAGAUUGCUCAAGGUAUUGGAAACUCUUUCAAUUAGAUCCUAUGAGUUCCCAAUGGAAGUGUUGAAACUAGUUCAACUAAAAUACCUAGGCCUCUCUUAUGAUGGAAACCUCCCUACUUCCAUUUCCAAGCUGUGGAACCUUCAGUACUUGAUUGUUAGUCGACAUAGCGCCGAAAGAUUUGUUGGGAAUGUAUCGGAUAUGCCUAUUGAGAUAUGGAAUAUGAAGGAAUUGAAGUGUGUUCAGACAGGAGGAAAAGACCUACCACAUCCUUGCGAAGGAUCUCACCUACCAAACCUCCUAGAACUGAAAUGUGUCGGUCCUCAAAGUUGUACCAAAGAUGUGUUUGAAAAAAUCCCUAAUCUAAAAGCGUUAGUAAUUGGAAUUCAACUGGCUCCCGAUGCUACCGAGAUCUUGACUUGCUUUGACCACAUUUCACAUCUCCAUCAACUACAAGAACUAGGAUGUUACAUUAUGAAUCCUACAUUGAAGACAGAGGUUGUUACCCCACUUGCUCCUCUUUCAGACUUCCCAUCAAGUCUUACAAAGUUAACUUUGAGCGGCUUAGGAUAUCCGUGGGAAGAAAUGAGAAAGAUUUCUUCCUUGCCAAAUCUUACUCAUCUCGAACUGAAAUUCUAUGCCUUUCGAGGCCCGAAGUGGGAGGUUCGUGAUAACGAAUUCCAAAGUCUUGUAGAUCUUGAUAUUCAGGACACUGAUCUGGAACAAUGGAAGUUUUUUGGAAACUAUUGUUGCUUCCCUUCGAUUGGGUUUCUUCACAUCGCACAUUGCUACAAGUUAAAAGAGAUCCCUCUGACGUUUGGUACGUCUCUUGGAGACAUUCAAGUAGUCGACUGCAACCCUAUGGUUGUGGAGUGUGCAAACAAGUUAAAACGGUAUUGGGACGACAAAUAUAGUCACGAAAAUUCAUUAUUUGCUUAUGUCCGUUCUUCAUGGGAUGGAUGAUGGGAGCAUCGAGUCAUCACUACCAUAUUGAUUCUUCACAAGCUACAUUAUUGGAUUACCUUUUCUUCUAUGGUGGAUUGGUCAAUAACGAACUUUGACUUUUCGCACAUACGCAGAAUGUUAUUGUUUCUACAAGACCAUGGAUCAAGAGGAUAACAAAAGGGUGUACAUUAUUCUCAAGUGUGGUGGCGUAGCAGCAUAGGGCCACGGGGGUCGUUGCCCCCC